Messenger RNA from Lodderomyces elongisporus, 3456 nucleotides. RefSeq names its product exocyst subunit (gene SEC8). The record is from RefSeq and is a predicted model, not a curated record. NCBI's taxonomy places the organism in Eukaryota, Fungi, Ascomycota, Pichiomycetes, Serinales, Debaryomycetaceae. The coding region runs from base 1 to 3456 and encodes 1151 amino acids. Gene Ontology annotation, biological process: exocytosis; Golgi to plasma membrane transport. The transcript has a single exon. Gene Ontology annotation, cellular component: exocyst.
AUGGCACCAAGACGACUUUCAUAUGUAAUGCCCGUACCGGAGCAUCUACAGAAGGGCAAAGAGGAUGCUAUCUCCGAUUUAAAAAUGAUUCACAAUGAAAUCAAAUACGACUGGCCACAAAUAUUACAAAGCAAUGCCAACCCCAUUGAAGUUGCAGUGGCAUUUCUCGAUGAUACAUCAGUCGGAUUGGCCCACAGGUUGAAAGAGUUUAGCGGAUUUAAAAGAAGAACUGAGGGCGUUUUAAGACAUGUAGUUGAUGAGCAUUAUGAGUUGUUUAGUAAUAGUAUAGGCUCAUACCAUAUGUUGUUAUCUUCAUUAAACCAAUCGAAACAAGAUUCAAAAGAAAUUAAAGAGUUUUUGGAGCUGUCUAAGAAAGAGGUGUCUGAUCGAAGCUCGCUUUUGGCCGAAUUGGCUCAAAGUUCGGCGAGGUAUGAAGAAAUGAUUGAAAUACUAGAUGCAAUCAAGCUAUUAAAUAAUGUCCCAGACGAAAUUGACCAACUUAUAGCAGAGAAAAAGAUUCAUGAGAUCUACAACGUCAUUUCCAAUGCUUACAAAACAGCUGAACGAUAUAGCUUGUGGUCGUUGCCUGCAUUGGCUGAAGUAAAAAUAUAUCUUGAGGAACAAUCAAACAAAUUGCAUGAUAUGAUUGUUGAUGAAUUGCAAAGCGAGAUAUACUCAAAGAAUGACCGGUCUAUAACGAAAAAUGGAGAGUCAAUAUGGCAAACGUUGAUUACAUCAAAAAGUCCACAGAUGGCUUCAUUUAUCACAUUGUUGAAGCUGGAAAAUUUGGAGCAAUAUGUUUACAACUCGGCUAACUUUGAUAUUUCAGAGGUGGUGGAUUAUUUGACCGAGCCAGUAAGAAAAUUUUUAUUUGAACAAUUGCUUGACUUGCACAUCUUUAGCACUGGAGAAGAAGGUGCAGUGAAUUACAAAGUAUUGUUACAAACAACACUGAAUCCAAAUAGUGAAUCUUACCACUAUAUUUACAAGCUUUUACUCACAGCAUCAAAAUUAGGAAGAUUAGAUCAGGUUGUAGCAACUUUGGUUCAAAGCAAUCAACUGGAAUUACAAGGGUUGAUAAAUAGAACUACUGAAGAAGUCAAGUCCAAGAAUGGCCAUGCAUUGUCAAAGUUGAUGAAAAAUCUGCACUAUGUUGAAAAAGAUAGCUUGUUUGAUGUUAUGACAGGAAACAAUUUCAAUGAUUCUUCCGUGGUUAUAUUGCUGGAACUAUUUGGAUCAAUAAUUGUCAAAUGUUUAAUCACAUUCCAAAAGCAUAAAGUUGUUAACGAAGUAUGUGCCUUGCUUAAUGGAAAACCUGCUUCUACGAUCUCGCCAAACGCAACAAACAUAGCACCAUCAAAUGAAUUGCUGUACAUUUGGAACAUUACAAAGUCUGAAAUUGAGAAUUUGAUUAUGAGUUAUAUAUACAACGAGGAGGCUUACAGCUUGGGAACACAUUUACCAUUACUAGAUCAGAAGAAUGCUAAAACAUCGACAUCAGCAACAACAACAACAACAACAACAGCAGCGGGAGCAGCAACUUCAUCAUCUAUAUUACCAACUUCUGUUGCUAGUUCUACUGCGGCAAUUAAGCAGCAGAGCAUGAAGAACAAGUUGUUUAAAUUUGAAAAUGUAGACUGGAGCACCACAAAAUCAGCACAAGAACUAGCUAGUUCUCUAACUGAAAUUUUCCCGGGAUUCCAUCUUGAGGAUGAAGACGAUAAAGAUGCACUUGAAAUGAAGACUCCUUAUUUUGAAGACGAGGCAUUUAAUGAUCAACUUGAAGUUCUUGUGCCUAAAAAUUUGUUCAACAUGAGGAUUAUACUUGAACCUUUUUUAAUCUUCAUUGAUGGUUCGCAUAGAUUAUUUGCCAACUUUACUGAGCCGAAAAGUACGAAAAGUGUUGGUAAGCAAGAUGCAUAUCAAUUUUUCAAUACUUUUAUGAAGAGUUCAUUUUUGUCCUACUUUGAAGAUGCAAUUGAGUUGGUUUUUGGUGAGCAAGUUGGUGGAUCAUACGCUAAAGAUGUGUAUACCGGUGCUACUGAACCGUCUGGUUUGAAACUUGACUUGAUUUCAUUGAAUAGGGAUUCUCAAUUAAAACAGUUGGGAAAGAAUAGCGUGAGCAAGCUUGACUCGAACCUUGUGAUUUACGAAAAUGCGUAUAAUUUCAAAAAGCUUUUCUUGGAGCUUUGUUUGAUUUUGAAUACUUCCUUGACGUAUAGGGAAGAAAUUUCGAACUUGGUGUUGAAGACAUUACAAAGUUUUGCUACUGAGUAUGGAAAAUUAUUUCAAGAUCUUUUGGCCAGUAAUGAGGGACAAUUGAAUCGACCCGUGCUGCGAAUUAGUAAAUGGAUGAAUUUACAUACGCUCUCCGAGUUUAGUGGUGAUAUCUUGAUUUUGCGAGAACAACAGAAACAUCAGCAACAGCAACAGCAUGAGGAGCAACAAGCUUCUGAGAAAUUACCUUUGCUUGUUGAUGCUGAAAAUAGGGUGAUUUUAGCAGAAACAAAGGAUGUAGCUGUUGUUAAGGAUGACUUGUUGGAUAAUGACUCGUUGACACAAGUUGUUCAUCUUCUUCUUACCUCGACGUGGGUUUUAUCAUGGAUCCAUUUAAUUAAAAAGGAAUCAAAUUACAAUAUAUUUGAUGAUGAGCAAAACCGCGAGGUGGAUAUCUCGGUUGUUGAGAAAUUGCGCUAUAAUUGGUCGUUCUUGGAGAGUGGGCGUCCUGUAAUAAAUUUUACAGCCGACACCAGUGAUAUCACAAAGAACAAUAUAUACCUUGCGCUAAAUCUGGAUAAAAAUAUCGAGUUUGAUAGAAUCGUUCAUACAUUUAAAGCUAUUAGAGACCAUACUGUUUUGGCAUUGCGUUAUGAGUUGCGAAGCAAGGCUAUCUACUAUGUGAGUCUUUCAUACAAUGUUAUGGAAUGGGUUCCAACGACGGAGCCGGGUGAUGCUGACCCGUAUAUUGUUCUGUUGAACCAAGAGAUAUUUGCCAUUGAUAAUAAACUUACUAGAGCAUUAAAAUAUGAUAAUGAUGAUGAUUAUGGGGAACUGGAUGGCGAUAGUGAUGAGAAGGAGAGUGUUUUUAUUGGGUUUAGUCAAUUUUUGAACGACUUGAUUAUCCAACGCUCAUCAACGGUGAAGAAGAUUAAUACCAAUGGUGUUAAACGCAUCUUGUUGAAUAUUUCAACUUUGCAACAAACAUUGAGGAGUUUGUCAUCUAAUCCUGCUACAAUUGAUUUCAAUAAAUCACUAGUGUAUUUUGAAAUGUUUGCCCUCAAUGAAUUUAGUAUGUUGAAUCGAAUCAAGCAGAAUGGUGACAAGCUUACCAAGGAGCAGUAUUAUAAUCUUGCUAGAUUGAUUUAUAGUGAGAAAUUAGCUGAUGGUAAUGGCUCGCUGUUUAAUAAAGGAAAGUACAAUGAGUUGAUCAAAAAGAUUGAUGAAGUGUUGAAAUGA